UCCAGCCCUGCUCCCAGAUGCUAUUUAGACAGUCCAGACCUUUGCCUCUCCUCAGGCUCAGGGCCAGACACUGACACUACCAUUCUUUCUUUCGCAGCCUCCCGUCUCUCACCUCCUCUGUCUCUUCGCACCUUCUUCCAUCUUUUUCCAGCCUCCCCUCCCCGGACCUCUUCCUGCUCAGCCAUGGCGGCGGCUGCCGAAGAAGGGCCAGAGCCACUCAGGUAUCAGACUCUGGCCUUGAGGGUGAGCAUCCACUGUGAGGGCUGCAAGAAGAAGGUCAAGAAGGUUCUCCACAGCAUAGAAGGUGUGUACAAGACGGACAUAGACACGCAGCAGCACAAGGUGGUGGUGAUCGGCAACGUCUCCGUCGACGCGCUCGUCAAGAAGCUCCUCAAGUCCGGGAAGCACGCGGAGCCGUGGCCGGAGCCUGCUGCUCCACCAGCUCCACCGGCAGACGGCGGCAGCCCGCCCGGCGGGUCUCCCGGCAGCAGCGGCGGCGGAGGCAAGAAGAAGAAAAAGAAGAAGAGCAACAAGAGCCCCGCGGCGGCCGCGACGAACAACAAACCCGCCGAGCCGGCGGAGGGUACCGGUGGACCCAGCCCCCCGGAGCAGCACGACAAGGCCGACGGUGGCGCCUCGUGCGACGAGGCAUCGGAUGGUGAGCAGGAUAAGCCUGAGGCUGGCGGCGGCGGCGGAGGGGGCGGCAAUGGCUCCCCUGACGCUGGAGAAGCCCACGAGAGCGGUGCGAGCGGCAAGGUGCCUCCUUCUGCCAUGACGCCGCACGGCCCGCAGCCCAUCGCGCCCCCGGCCAACGGCAAUGGCGGCGGCGGCGGCGGCGGCAAGAAGAAAGGCAAGAAAGGCGGCCACGGCAACGGCAACGGCAACGGCAACGGCAACGGCAAUGCCAACGGAGGCGGCAGCGCCGGCGCCGGUGCAAUCGCGGAGGUCCACCCCCCGCCUGACGGACCCAUGAAGCCGGCCGCCGGCAACUCCGGCCCUCUCACCGUCGUCGACGCCGGACCUUACCCGCCACCACCGCCGGCCGCGGCGAUGAUGAGCUACCCGGGGUACUACGCGGGCGGCGGGGUCCACCCGCCGGCGUACGUCAUGAGCUACAGCACGGCGCACCCGAGCUCGGCGCUCCGAAGCAGCGCGUACUACCACCCGAUGGCCGGCGCCGCGUACACACCGGGGGCAGGCGGCGGGUACUUCUACUCGACGGCGCCGCCGGUGUCGGCGGCGCCCGGAUCGUACUACAUGUUCAGCGAGGAGAACGCCAACGCGUGCAGCGUCAUGUGAGACUGAGAGAGAGAGGAUCAUAUUAAUUAGACGGUUAAUAAUCAAUUGAUUUGGAUUAUUAUUAACCGUUGAGAUUAGAAGAUGUUGCAAAGCCUGGCUGUGCUAGUUAUUUAAGCUCUUUGUUGUGGCUAAGAACUGGUUGUGAUGAGUUUCUUCAACCUGCAACGUUUUGCUGUAUCUGAAAAAUACAUGGAUUUUUAGAUGUGUUAUUAGUUAUAUAUUAGAGUAGUUUACUACUAUAUGAAUUGCAGCACCAUUUGUUUGGCUGUUUAA
Sorghum bicolor (sorghum) is the source of this 1572-nucleotide messenger RNA. Its product is annotated as heavy metal-associated isoprenylated plant protein 33. The transcript has 3 exons. Bases 184 to 1299 code for a protein of 371 amino acids. The record is from RefSeq and is a predicted model, not a curated record. Gene Ontology annotation, molecular function: metal ion binding. Lineage: Eukaryota; Viridiplantae; Streptophyta; Magnoliopsida; Poales; Poaceae.